This is a messenger RNA of Asterias rubens (European starfish), 4132 nucleotides long. RefSeq names its product somatomedin-B and thrombospondin type-1 domain-containing protein-like. The record is from RefSeq and is a predicted model, not a curated record. Bases 422 to 1240 code for a protein of 272 amino acids. Lineage: Eukaryota; Metazoa; Echinodermata; Asteroidea; Forcipulatida; Asteriidae. The transcript has 6 exons.
GAAGACUGCAAGCUCUCCAUCUUCAGAAAACAUCUCCCCGUUCUCAAGGGAAUUUUACUACUACUUUUUAGAGGAUAAAGAAUUUGUUUUGUAAGAGAAAUUAACGUGGAGUUGAUUCUUGGAGGCAUCAACACAAUUUGAAGACAGAGAAAGUUGAAGUGAGCCGUCCGUCACUGUGUAACGCAUACUGACCAAUGGGAGAGCAGAGUUGUGUCUAUCGCGCGCAAACGCUUCCCACGUAGAACUCUCCCCGUCACACCCGCCCACCCAACCGACCAAAUCUUGCUCUCCUUACCUCACCAGUGACACCGAGCAGCUGCACAGGAUAGACUUUACAAGUGCCUUCAAACCUUGCAGUCGGAUUUCCUUCUCCAACCCUGGAAAUAUUUUCUUGUUUACUCUUCGUGAAAACGGGGCUGAGAUGAUUCCCCUAGUUUUGUGCUUCUGUCUGGCGUGGAGCCAUCUUCUUCUGCCGGUGGCGAGGGCAUCUUGCCGGGACGGGGGGCAGUUUGGAGGGGCACUUUGUUGUCAAGGCAAGGAUAUAAACUGUGUGACGGAAGGUUACAGGGUGAACUCCGCUUACUACCAUGAUACUUGUUUUUGCGACGGGGCGUGUGCGGAUAGUAGCGACUGCUGUUCCGAUUACGAAUCUGCAUGCCCAGCCACUGACUGUGUAGUAUCUUCAUGGAGUUACUGGAGUGGAUGCAGCGUGUUGUGUGGUGUGGGAGUCAGCGAGAGAAGACGGUACAAGAUCAAGGACUCAGAAAAUGCUGGAGAGAAGUGUCCUCCUUUUCGCCAAAUGAGGGCAUGCUUUUCAAGCUUUUGUGACGCCAGUGAGCUCCCAUCCAAUGGUAUUGCACUUCUCCUUCCAUAUUCUGCCAGUGAGAGAAGAAAUGAUCCCGAUCUGAACCUUAUGACAAACUUCCUCAUUAGUCUGGGCCGGUACAAACCAUUCAACAGUUACUGUGUGUACUUCAAGCUGACUGGACUGAACAAGAAGUGUCGUUCCAAUGGUGAUGACACAGAGUGGAGCACCUUCGCCAAAAAAGGAACAAUAGUUUGUGCGGAGUGUGACCAACCAGCGUUCAACAGCGAAGGACGGUGUCGAGGAGAAGGCAUCCAGGGAAAGAAAUCGCGUUGGGCCGCCCUGGAUCUUCCCAAGUGCCGCGGUAGGUGGGUUCGGACAUCAAUAGAGGAGAAAUGCAAGUGCAAUACAGGGUCGGAUUUCAUAUUUAUUUAAGUCUUCAAACUUGAUCAGGAAUUAACAUUUUUUAGCCAAGUGGUGGUACCGUAUUUUUUCUUUGAACCAUGCACCUUUUCUAUCAUUGAUGUGGCAGAGAGUAGCAUUAGGCCAUCACUUCUGUGGUUGGAACAGAUUCGUUUUUCAUGUCGAAUUAAAAUCAAAUGGUAGUUUCUCAAAAAACAACCAAACAAACUAAAGUUGGACUAAAAGUUCAGGAAUGUUUAGCAAUACUCCUUGAAAUAAUAAAAAGGAUACCUUUCAAAUGUUACCCUAAUUUAACAAUAUUUAAUGUUCUUACACGAAGCAUAUCUGUGGCAGUAAUGUUGGCAAAUUACUAAAUUUAGUAUUUUAAGUUUAAGCUAUGUAAAGAAUAACUCAUUAUUAAAGUAGACCAUCUCGUUUUAAAAUUAGGUCUUAUAAAUUUUAUAUUGCUGGUUCUAAAUGUAUUGAACAAUGCCAUUGUACCUUUAGUAAAUAACUUGACCUCCUCCUUUUCUAUGCUGCAUCAACUUUCUGUUAAGUUCUUGUUUGCUAUUUAACCGUUUUUAUUUACUACCGGGCGCGAGUAGAAUGACUCUUUUUUAGCACCACGUGUUUCUGAAUGUAUUGUCUUUUAGUAAAUUAAAUCAAUGCUGUGUAUUUAAGGACGAUGUACUAAUAAAGUAGGGCCUACUGGCUUUACGAAUCUAGAUUCAAGAUUACGUCACCACCUUAUUGGGACCGAAAACUCGGAAUUUAUAUUUUGAUACAUACAAUAUUUUGCAUUAACUUUGCUCAAGGCAUGAUUUAGGUAGUUUGUAAAACAAUUUCACAAUUUCCACCCAGGUAAACAACUCAUGAGAAAAUUAUGAAGUAAUAUUUUGUGGGAAAUCUGCGGAAUAAGUUUGUUUCAGGCAGUGUUACCUUUUUUGGAUGGAAUCCAAUUCUGUGCGGUUGGCAUUAGUGAUUUAAUUUGAAGAGAACUGUAUAGCACAACUGUGUUUAUUUGGUAAAAUGUUGGCGUUUGUAUAAAUUGUCGUUUAUAGACAUAUUUAUGACUGAAAUCACACCAUCUUGUAGAAUAUUGUGUGUAGAUUUGAUCAUUUUGUCACAAAAAGGAAGAGAUGUUAAAAACAUAAUAUCAGGGAGCUAGAUUGGCUCAGUACCUUUCACCUUGCAUGUGGAUUAACACAACAGUCUUCCACAAACUAGAAACUACAACUUAAAAACAAAAGCUCUGAACUAAAUAAAAUUUACUUUUUCUUUGACCCCAUAGAAGAGUCAUUUAAUAGUUGGAUAAUUGUAUAUAAUAAUAUCUGGCACAAAUUAUACUUCAAAAAUUAAUCACAAGAUUGACAAAUUCUCCAAACUAACAUUGUACAAAAAACAACAAAUUGAGAUUACUAUUGAAAUGAGCGACACUAAUGUGUGUUACUAUUGGGUUCGGAUAGAUAGAGAAUGUGUAGACUUACAUCAUGGUGUAGCCACUGUUCUCCAACCAUACAAAUACAUCAGACCAUAAUGAGGCUGGAAGGGGAAAACUAGUCUGGUCCCUUCAUGUGUAUGAGAAACAUACUGAAAACGCCAGUGUGUAAUACAGGGAGCCCAACAAUGGCCACAAUAUGAAAAAGGUCUCUCUACAUAGUUAUGUGAUUUACACUCUGAUGGUGGUGCUUUUUUGGUUAAAUUAAAUUAAAUAAUCCUUUAGAAACUGUGCUUUAGAUUUUUUUUUAAUACAUUGAAUAUAUUGUGACUGAAAACAUUAGGUAAACAACUGAAUAUUAUAGUACAUUCUUUUGUAAUGUUGUAACAACUAUAUGCUUUUUUGGUUAUUAAUGUUACAGCCAAACAAUGUUAACGUUUAUUAACAACUUUGGAUUUUUGCUUUUUAAACACAUCUGCUGCCACUGUUAUGUUUUGACAAGAUGCUCAUUUAUGAAAUGACAGUGGACUGAAGCACCUCAUUUUUUAAACAGAAUUUGUGUAACUAUGAGGGUGAUUACAAGAAAGAUGAUCUCCAACAUCUGAGAACAAAAGUUCAACUGACUCUCUAAGUGUGAUUGUACACCAUGCCAACUACGGUAUUAAUUGGUUCUCUAAAAACAAAACACCUUCAACUGCUAAAAUUAAACAGAGUUUGAUUGAAAUCUAAAUAGACUAGCUCCUCCUCUGUCACAGAGUUUUUGAAUUUACCUACUACAAAAUCGCUUAGCUAAGAAAUAAUAAAUUUGAGGUCGUUCGUCUGUGAUUUUAAACAACAUUGUAAAAUCAGCAACACAAAGAACACUGAAAGCAGAAAUCGGACUGCGCAGUAAGCUAAAGCAGCAAGUCUGUACAGCAUUAUAAAUUCCCAGUCUAAUUUAACAAUAGACCUUUAUCACGGAGUCACCAUCGCGGACAUGUUCCCUGUUUCCAAUAACAGUAAUGAAUGCUAACAUUCAUUGCGAAUGGCACCAGACUAUUAUUUCGUCCAGCCUCAGUUUGGUUACAAUGAUAUGGAUGGAGUAUAAUCAAAUGACCACACCGUGAUAAAGGUCUAUUACAAUUAUUGUAUCUUGUUAUUAUUAUUGUAUCUUGUUAUUUAGAAAAUGUCACAUUAGCUUCAUACACUGAAAUACACAGUUUAUGUUUUCAGGUUUGGUAUUCUGCUUUUCCACCUUUUAUUAGGAACAUACAUUAGUUUGUUUCCUAAUAUUCAAUAUAAUAUGAAUAAACCAGUGAAAUCCCACCAAACACUUGAUUUUUGUCCGACUGAGAUGAGGUUAUUUCUCUGGGAGCAGAAUUCGGUGUGUGUUCUUCCCAUGUUACAAGGCUGAUACCAUCAGAGAGAGACAUCACAGUUGCCAAUGACAACGAUUAACUUUGUUAAAACUUGUGCUAACUUGACUAAUUUAUCAGACAAUACAAAAA